AUGGCACCACCUAAAAAAAAUGUUAAAAUGGACUUAGGGUCUUUCUUGGCUGAUGAUACUUUUGGCGGAGGAUCAUGGGCUGAUGAAGAAGUUGAUUUGAACACUAUUGGUGUUUCAUUAGAAACUUCAAAUUUUGCAGGAUCAACUGCGGCUCCAAUUGGUAAUGUUGGUGGUAGUGGUGGUAUUAAUAAUACUACAUCAACAGGGUUUGGUAAUGAUGAAUUUAAAAGAGAAAGAAAAGAAUUUCCUAUUCCUGAUCAACCACCAUAUCGUGCUAGAGUAUCUAAUUUACCAUGGGAAGUUGAAGAAGAUAUUGUCAUUAGACAUUUUGAAGAUAGAAUGCAAGCUAAAGAUAUUAUUUCCGAUAUUGUUUUACCAAAAGAUAGAGAAACUGGUAGAUUAAGAGGAUUUGCUUUUAUUACAUUUAAUGAUCGUGGUUUAUUAGAAGAAUCUUUGAAUUUAUCAAUGACUGAAUUUCAAGGAAGAAAAAUUUAUGUUAAUGUGGCUGCUCCACCAAAGGGAGAAGAUGGUGAUUGGAGAGCAGGUAGAUCUGGUAGUAAUAGAAGAGGUGGUGAAGGUCGUGAACCAGCCCCAGAAUUGGAUUGGGGUGCUGCCAGAAAUUCUCAAGCUGAAUUACCACCAAGACAAAGAUCUAACAGAGUAGGUAGUGGUAGUGGUCCAUCGGGUGAAUCAACAAGACCAUCAAGAAGACAAGAAGCUGAAUUAGAUUGGGGUUCUGCUAGAACUUCAAGAGAUGGAUUACCACCACAAAGAGAAAGAUCAAAUAGAACACCAAGAAAACAAGAACCAGAAUUUGAUUGGAAUACUGCUAGAAACACUCAAGCUGAAUUACCUGUUAGAGAAAGACCACAAAGAGAUAAUUUUGAUGGAACUCCAAGAGAUAAUUCUUCUAGACAAUCUUCAAAAAGACAAGAACCUGAAUUUGAUUGGAGUUCUGCUAGAAAUACUAAAGCCAAUUUACCACCAAGAGAAAGACUUAAUAGAACUGGAUCCAAUAAUGGUAAAAAAUCAAUUGAACCUGAUUUUGAUUGGAAAAGAGGUCAAAGUUUACCAUCUCGUAAUGUUUCAAGAUCAACUGGUAAUCAAAGAAAUGUUAAAAAAGAUGAACAACAAAAUCAACCACAAAAACCACAAAAAUCUCAUUUCAGUGUUUUAAAUGUUGAAGGAGAAGAUGAUGAAGAUGAAGAACAAGAACAAGAAGAAGAACAAGAGGAACAAGUCCAAAAAAGCAAACAACAAAUUGACAAUUUACAACAAGCUACUAGUAAAUUAACUGUUUCCGAAGGUCAAGAAGAUGGUGAAGGUUGGGAAGUUGUUAGAAAAUAA
Molecule: messenger RNA, 1347 nt
Organism: Candida dubliniensis CD36
Lineage: Eukaryota; Fungi; Ascomycota; Pichiomycetes; Serinales; Debaryomycetaceae
Gene: TIF3
Product: Tif3p
Exons: 1
Coding region: 1-1347 (448 amino acids)
Molecular function (GO): RNA binding
Source: RefSeq, a predicted model, not a curated record